Molecule: messenger RNA, 743 nt
Organism: Ilex paraguariensis (yerba mate)
Lineage: Eukaryota; Viridiplantae; Streptophyta; Magnoliopsida; Aquifoliales; Aquifoliaceae
Source: the annotation of a GenBank genome assembly
AUGGUUCGGUCGAUGGUUAAGUAUGAGUUGAUUGCUAAUGAAAAUGCACGGAGGGAGACAUUUCGGAAAAGGAAGGCUGGCUUACUGAAGAAGGCGAGUGAACUGAAAACUUUGUGUAACAUCGAUGCAUGCGCCAUUAUUUACAAUAAAGAUGGUGGCCCACCAGAUGUUUGGCCUUCCUCUGUUGAAGCUCACCGUUUGCUUCACAGGUUCAACAAUUUGCCUAUCAUGGUGAAAACUAGCACCAUGAUGGAUCAAGAAGGAUUCCUUAUCCGAAAUCUGGAGAGGCUGAACAAAAAUCUAGAGAAGGAAAAGAAGACCCGCCAGCUUGAGAUGGAACAACUUUUGGCCAGAUGUUUGGUUGAAAAUAAUGCACCUGAUGUGAGCAAUUCUGAGUAUAUGAAAGAUUUCUUGUAUCUCGUGGAUGAUAAGUUUCUGUCAAUCCGUAACAAGAUUUCAGUCAUAAAGCAUUCUGGUUUUACCCCAGAUGCUGUUGGAAAUAAGGCUAAGAAUGAAUUAGAGAGUAGCAGAGAAAAGGAGUCCUUUUGAAGAUAACCAUCGAGGACCUAUAUGGCAUCAAUCAUGAUGUGCUGAUCUUUGUUAUCUGUGAUCUGCUGUUCCUUCUAAAAUUUCACAGAAAAAUGUAUUCCCAGCUUCAAUGAUGUCAAGUUGUUUCCAUUUUCCGUAAUUCCCUUGAUUUCUUGGUAAUUUUAGUCCUUGCUUAUGGGUAUCUAAACUUCCUG